Strongylus vulgaris is the source of this 285-nucleotide messenger RNA. The record is from the annotation of a GenBank genome assembly. NCBI's taxonomy places the organism in Eukaryota, Metazoa, Nematoda, Chromadorea, Rhabditida, Strongylidae.
AUGGUUCCAGAAGUAUACAUCCAAUGGAUAGAAAUGAUCCAUCACGGAGCCACGAGCCAAGUGCAAAUCGCGGCAGGACAGUCAAAACCAUUCCGCAUAAAGACCGGCGUGCAUCAGGGAUCGGUGCUCUCUCCUCCACUCUCCAUCACAGUAAUCGAUGCAGUGAUGGAAGGUCUCAAGCGACAGCCGCUAUGGGCUCUCCUGUAUGCAGACGAUGUGGUGUUAAUGGCAGAAAACAGAAAAAAAAACUUGAAGAAGAAGCACAGAGAUGGAAGGACCAGUUAA